AUGUCUGCAUCUGACUUCGGCCGCUUCCUCCACAGCCAACUGUUCGUGAAACUCCCGUCGCCCACCGAGUCAUACGCCGGCAAGACGGUCAUCGUAACGGGCAGCAGCUCGGGUCUAGGCAAGGAAGCCGCCCGUCACUAUGCCCGUCUUGGCGUUGGUAAGCUUGUGCUCGCAGUCCGGAACCUUGAAAAAGGUGCCGCGGUCAAAGACGAUAUCGAGACCACAACUCAAUGCGCCAAGGGUGUCAUCGAGGUGUGGAAGCUCGACAUGGCAAGCUAUGAAAGCGUCAAGAACUUUGCGAACAAGGUAAAUGACGAACUGGAGCACCUUGACAUCGUCAUCGCCAACGCCGGCCUCAAUCCCACUAAAUACGUCUUGGUCGAAGAGGAUGACUCGGCUAUCACGGUCAACCUCGUUUCGACUUUUCUAUUGAUGGGACUUCUCCUUCCUAAGCUUAAGGCAACCGCCGCCAAAACUGGGACGCGACCGACGUUCACGAUCGUUUCGUCCGAGGCUCACCGUACAAUCAAGUUCGAUCUCGCAUCAGUGCCAGAGGGCAAGAUCUUCUCGACCUUGAACAACAAGGAAAGGGUAGACAAGGAUGGCCAGGACCAGUACGGUAUCUCGAAGCUCAUGCAAAUAAUUACGGUGAAUCCGGGAUUGUGUCACUCUGAGAUGACCGAUAGCCUGGACUCGCGAGGCUUUCGAAUGAUGAUUGCCAUUCUUGCCAGGUCCACGGAAGAGGGAAGCAGAGCACUAGUUCAUGCCGGUGCCCAGGGGGCCGAAUCGCACGGGAAAUAUCUCAGCGAAUGCAAGGUGAAGGACCCGUCUUCAUUUCUUCUCACCGAACAGGGAAUGCUUGUUCAGGGGCGGGUUUGGGUGGAGCUAGAGAGGAAGCUAGAAGGGAUUUGGCCCGGAAUUAGGAACAACUUCUAG
Molecule: messenger RNA, 936 nt
Organism: Scedosporium apiospermum
Lineage: Eukaryota; Fungi; Ascomycota; Sordariomycetes; Microascales; Microascaceae
Product: putative Short-chain dehydrogenase
Exons: 3
Coding region: 1-936 (311 amino acids)
Source: RefSeq, a predicted model, not a curated record